AACAUUGUUACAGGGAGUCGAACUUUUCUGACAUUUACCAUCAAGACCUGUGGUGAACAUGAGUCUGCAGGCACCGAGGAGUUGUAGCCUGAGAUUAGUUGAGCAUUUGUUGUUGGAUAUGAAUGCGUUUACAAUUACAGUAUUACUGUACGGGCAGCAGUGAAAACCUGAACAAUCCUCUACAGAGAUUGUGUUCACUUGAAAGCCGCUCUUAGACCCGUGGACGGUCCCCGGACCCCACUUUGGGAAACCCCCCUCUACUUCCACCACAACCUCCUUAAACUUGGUGAAGAGCAUCAGUCCCUGCAGCAGACGAGGUGAGAGCACAGACUGACUUUAAAGACAGUAGUUGGAGCAGCCAAGCGAAGUGAGAAAAUACCAAACAGAUAAAAAAGCGCAGGUGUGUCGGAUGAAAGAACAGCUCACAUCACGCUGUGGAUGAUUUGUGAUGGAGUGGCGUCAGCAGUCCUCUGUCAGCUGCGACGAAGCCUACUCAGAGGCGCAGAGGUGGAUUGAGGCAGUAACCAAGAAAAGAUUUGGGAGUAACGACUUCCGAUCAGCGCUGGAGAAUGGCGUUCUGCUGUGUGAUCUGAUCAACAAGAUCAAGCCUGGUAUUGUCAAGAGGGUUAACAGGCUGCCCACACCUAUUGCUGGACUGGACAACCUUAACGUCUUCCUCAAGGCCUGCGGGAAGCUUGGACUAAAGGAAGCACAGCUCUUUCACCCAGGAGACCUUCAGGACUUAUCCACAAGAGUUACAGUCAAGCAUCAAGAGACCCAUAGGAGGCUGAAAAAUGUGCUGAUCACCAUUUACUGGCUGGGUAGAAGGGCUCAAUGUGAGCGUUUCUAUGAUGGACCUUACUUGAAUUUCAAGGCAUUCGAGGGAUUAUUGGGCACAGCGCUAUACAAGGCUCUCCAGGAAUCAUCCAGUCAGAAGGGCAGCAACGUCAGAGACAGUGGUUUUGGAGAUAGCUGGUACUCAGAGCGAGAGGAGCUCAAUCAACUGAGAGGAGGAGGAGGAGGAGGCGGACACAGGAGAGAAGACUCCCUGGACAGUUUGGACUCUCUGGGUUCCCGACCCCACAGCAUCUCAUCUGACACCACUCUUAAAGGAAGCAGUGAGGGUUGUUGCAGUGACACUGAGGCAGACUCUGUCUUCAGGAUGGCUGAGAACAAGGACUCGCUCAGUUACCGCCGGUCUGUAGUCAUCACACCCAAAGUCAGCUCCCAGUUUAACCAGUUCCUGCCCACUAAAGACAAACCCUCAGGCUAUGUGCCUGCUCCACUAAGGAAGAAACGGGCUGAGCGCAAUGAAGACAACCGGCGCAGCUGGGCCAACACCAUGUACACAGAGGAGGAGGGCACUCUUACCAGACAGCGCCAAAUGCGAGAGAGUAUCGACGGGAGCAAAUCAACAAACGAUAUUCUGGCUGAACCCACCGCCGUCCGACAAUUUUACACCGAAGAGCUGCAGAAGUAUCGUGAGCAGAUCAAGGAGAGUGAGGAUAAAUGGCAGGAUGACUUGAGCAAGUGGAAGAACCGACGCAGGAGUGUCAACUCUGAUAUAGUGAAGAAGAAAGAGGAAAGGGAGAAGAUAGAACAGAUCACAUUCGGCGGCAGCAACAGAAGGUCCAAGACCUUCAAGGAGAUGCAAGAGGAGAGAGAAAGUAAAGGAGUGAACAGCAUUGGCAGUCGUCUUGGGUCUCUCUCUUACAACGACGAAGACGUAUUUGAGACACCUGUCAUUUCCCCUCGUACCCGAACCCUUCCUGCCAGGAGCUACACUAUUGACACUCCACACUAUUUCUCUGACCGCCCUGAGCCUUCUCUGAAAGAGGACAAACCCCCCGCUGCCUCCCCAGCUACUGGCAGAGCCACUAGCCCCCCUCCCAUCUCACGGGAAGCUGACAUUGUGGACAGUUCUGCCAGGAGUGACACCACAACCACCAUCACUCCCAUCAGCCGCAGCUCCCCCCACAGCCUGCAGGCUCCAACAGCUGCACCUCCUAUGCGGAGGAGUCCUGUCUCAGAACCCACCAGCACAGCCAAGACAGAGGAGACCUCAACCACAGCCUCCUCUCUUCGCUCCAUACAAAAGGUGCCGGAGCCAAGGCGCCCAUUGUCGGGCACACAUACUGAGGCGGAGGCCCCCUCCUUUGGUUCCCUGUACAAACAACCACCACAGCACAGCUCAAUGGAACCCAAGCCUCCCGGGGUGUCUCGGGUUUCCGCCUCCCUCCCCAGGAGCUACCAGAGAUCGGAUAGCGCACGUCUAACCUCAGUUGUCACGCCAAGGCCCUUCGGGACCCAGUCUACCCGCAUCACCUCACUUCCCCGGGCCUUUACAAUGGAUGACUCUAACAAGCGUGUCAACGGCGGCGUCGAUGUUUCUAAGAAGACGUCUGUGCCGAGCCGCUAUCACCAGUUCAUGACCUCUGAGGAUGAGGCUCACUCCCAGUCCAGCUCAGCCAACAGCAGUGAGGAUGAGGAGGAGCAAGAAGAGACCACAGCAAAAAGUGUCACCUCAACCCAGCAUGUGUCACCUGUCCCAGCUGAGGUCAAGAGUGAAGCUCCAGUCAGUCCUGCUCCAGCCAAAGAUAGCAGCCAGGAGAGCUACUGUGAGAUGCGGAUCAGCCUAAACCAGAAGCCCAACAGCAGCAAAGACUUUGGCUUUCAGGCGACCUGGGAUUCAACUGGAGUUCGCGUCACAUCUAUCUAUCCAGGCAGCCCAGCCGAGAUGUGCCAGCUUCAGGCUGGGGAUGAGGUGCUGACGGUGAACGGGCACCAGGUGGCAGAAAUGAGCUACACAGGCUGGAAGGCUGGCAUGGAGGGGGCCCUGCAAGAGGGCAGUCUGGUCAUGGACAUACGCCGUCAUGGGAAGAACAACUGGGACAGAGAUCAACCUUCCUUGCCAUUUAAAAGCCAUAAGACCAUCAAUCUGACCAGUAUGGAUCAUCCGAUACUUCUAGGUCCCCCUGACACAAAUGCUGUCAACUCCAGCCUGGAUUUCACCUCACGCACAUCCACAGAAGUUCCACCAUCCAAAGAGGCCCCGGCCUACCCAGUUGUCGAUGUGGCUUCAAACGGAGUUAAUGGCAGUUUCCGCGAGGAGCCAGUGACCAUGAGGAACAAAGAAUCAGAACCCAUAUCUUUGAAAAACUUAAAACGGAGGUCAGAGUUUUUUGAACAAGGAGGAUCAGAGUCUGCAGCACCAGAUAUACCUGUUCCUUCAAUCACUCCGGCUUCCAGCCGCUGGUCUUGGGACCCAGAGGAGGAGCGCAGAAGACAAGAGAAAUGGCAGAAGGAGCAGGAGCGCCUCCUACAGGAGAAAUACAAGCGCGACCAGGAGAAACUGCAGGAGGAGUGGCUCAAGGCUCAGCAAGAGAUUACCAAGAGUGGAGACCAACAAGAAAGCCUGGAUGUGAACAGCCACAGCAUCAGCCCACUCUCGCCCCUCUCUCCCGUCAGCCAGCCCACUCCUCCUCCGUGGGAAGAAGAAGAGAAAAAGAGAAAGGAGGAACAAGAGCGCCAAAGGCAGGCAGAGGAGAAGAGGAGGAGGGAGGAGGAAGAGCGAGAGCUUCAGCAUCUCCAGGAGGAGAGGAAGAGGAAAGAAAGGCAGGAGGAGGAGGAGAGGAGGAGGAGGGAGGAAGAAGAGCUGAUAUGGCAGAGGAGGAGAGAGGAGGAGAGGCAAGAGGAGAGGAGGCGACAGGAAGCUGCAGAGCAGCAGCGCAGAGAGCGGCAGCAGUGGGCUGGUAGCUCCAAUGCCUUUGCCAAUGUCCAGCCUGCACUGUCCUUUGCAGACAGGGCAAAGUCCAAAUCAUCUCCCCAGCUGGAUGAAGAGCCUCAGAGGAAAGCGACGAGUGGUGGAGUGGGUGAGAUGUCGGGUCAGCAGCCCGUGUCGCAGGCCGAGCUGGAGCGGCAGCAGAUCCUAAACGAGAUGAAGAAGAAGACUCCGCUGCUGACGGACAGCAGCUGGAUCCGCCAGCGCGCCGUCAACCCUGCCACCAACAAGGAGUCCAACGUGCCAUACAUGCGCAGAGGCGAGUCUCUUGACAACUUGGACACAUCCUACAACUCCUGGCGCUCAUCAUGGACACCCAGGAGCAACUCUCAAAUCCCAAACUACUCUCGGCCUCACUCUGCCCUCUCCGGCAGUACUUCCUUUUAUGGUGGCGGGUCAGGUGGGCGGCCCAGCUCCGCCAUUCUGCCCUCUUCCUACUCCAUGGGCUCCCUCCGAGGCAGGGCAGGAACCCCCUCAUCCCCCUGGUCCCAUCAGUCGCCUUCCCUCUCACCCUCCUCUAUUUCACCCACCACCUCUCCAGAGCCUACAUCUGAGGCUGGUGGCCCUCAGCAGCAGACCAGGUCAGUGAGUGGCAAGAAAAUCUGUACAUUCUGUGACACCCCGCUGGGAAAGGGAGCAGCCAUGAUCAUCGAGUCCCUUGGGCUCUGUUAUCAUUUGGGCUGUUUUAAGUGUAUUGACUGCAAGUCUGACCUUGGAGGAUCAGAAGCCGGGGCUGAAGUCAGAAUACGACACAAGCAGCUCUACUGUAACUCCUGCUACAUGCGAUUCAAAACUGGCCAGCCAACAUCCAUGUGAUGUGACUGUACUCCAGCAGAUUGAUGAAGAGACUACUUGUGACAACAACCCGUGAACAUUGAAGUGAACAUUGAAGCCAUAGCAAAUAGCUGGGACUCCCAACUUUGGACACACUUCCAUUUAUGAUUCUUAAAAAACCGUUUGACUUGCUGAUCAUUUCUGUUUUUACAGUGUGUGAUUGAGAGGGUAAGCUUGCAAGGAAGUUUUUCUCUAAUGUGUUUAUAUCAUAUUAAGUAUUACAGUUGUACAGUGUAAGGGUUCUGCAUGCACCAGAGAUUUCAAUAUUUUAGCCAUGAAACUAGUCAAGCAUUAAAUUGCCUAUACUAUUACAGAGGCAGAUCUUUCCAAUGACCUUCACUGAGGCAGAUUUUAGAGAUACUGGGAGAAGUAUCUAGGAUCAUCUCCUCUUAUUCAUGCUUCUUUUCCUGCAAGUCUUGCAAUAUUAACACGUUUGUUGUCCAAGGUAUUCUUAUAAUGUCUAUGUGCCUUUUUGUUUGUAAGAGGGAGAAGAAAUUAAGAUCAUUAGUAGUCUUUCAAAAUGUAUUUAAAAAAAAAAAAACAUCUGCUUGGAUAUCACUUGUCUGGAGUUUUCGCUUAUAGAUGGAAGAUUGUACACAUAAGCAAGUUUCCAUGUGAAGAAUAUAUCAUUAAGGAAUGGAAUUGAGGCAAACAGUAACAUUUGUAAAUAAAAUGGCUAAAUGCUCA
Thunnus maccoyii (southern bluefin tuna) is the source of this 5302-nucleotide messenger RNA. RefSeq names its product LIM domain only protein 7-like. Lineage: Eukaryota; Metazoa; Chordata; Actinopteri; Scombriformes; Scombridae. The transcript has 30 exons. Gene Ontology annotation, molecular function: protein binding. Gene Ontology annotation, biological process: regulation of cell adhesion; regulation of signaling. Bases 449 to 4597 code for a protein of 1382 amino acids. The record is from RefSeq and is a predicted model, not a curated record.